ACUUCCUGGUUGAAGAUGGCGGAUGAGAAUGAGAGAGCACCGUUGCCGGAGAAAGAAGAUGUAGAGGACCACGGACACUGCAGCGACUGUGAAAACGAAGAGCACCACUCUGACGAUGGUGACAGGGGUCUGGGUGACGACACUGGUGCUAAGAAGAAGAAAAAGAAGCAGAAAAAGAAGAAGAAAUCUGGUGCCACAGAAGCUGCUCAGGACCCUCUUGCCAAGGUGAAUUCAUUGCCAGCUGAUAAGCUACAGGAGAUCCAAAAGGCCAUUGAACUAUUCUCUGUAGGCCAAGGCCCUGCCAAAACCAUGGAGGAGGCAACUCGGAGGAGUUACCAGUUCUGGGACACCCAGCCUGUGCCCAAGCUAGGGGAGACCGUGACAUCACACGGCUCCAUUGAGCCGGACAAAGACAAUAUUCGUGAGGAGCCCUACAGCCUCCCGCAGGGCUUCAGCUGGGACACUCUCGACCUGGGGAACGCUGCUGUGCUCAAGGAGCUUUAUACCCUUCUCAACGAGAAUUAUGUUGAAGAUGAUGACAACAUGUUCCGAUUUGACUACUCCCCCGAGUUCCUCCUCUGGGCCCUGCGGCCCCCCGGCUGGUUGCCCCAGUGGCAUUGUGGGGUGAGGGUGAACUCCAACCAGAAGCUGGUCGGCUUCAUCAGCGCCAUUCCUGCUUCCAUCUUCAUCUAUGACAUAGAAAAGAAAAUGGUCGAGAUCAAUUUCCUGUGUGUCCACAAGAAGCUUCGCUCCAAACGAGUUGCUCCGGUUCUCAUAAGAGAAAUCACCAGACGGGUCAACCUGCAGGGCAUCUUCCAGGCCGUUUACACUGCCGGAGUGGUACUGCCCAAACCUGUGGGCACAUGCAGGUACUGGCAUCGCUCUUUGAACCCACGCAAACUAAUCGAGGUGAAGUUCUCCCACCUGAGCCGGAACAUGACAAUGCAGCGCACCAUGAAGUUGUACCGUCUGCCCGACACUCCAAAGACUUCAGGUCUGCGGACGAUGACCAAGAAGGAUAUCCCACUUGUCCAUCGCCUGCUCCGGGAGUACCUGAGGCAGUUCAACCUGGUGCCCGCCAUGAACCAGGAAGAGGUAGAACACUGGCUGCUACCCCGAGAGAAUAUCAUCGACACUUUCCUGAUGGAGAACGAUGGCAAGGUAACGGAUUUCCUGAGUUUCUACACACUGCCCUCUACCAUUAUGAACCACCCUCUGCACCGCAGUCUAAAAGCAGCGUACUCCUUCUACAACGUGCACACCACCAUCCCUCUGCUCGACCUGAUGUCUGACGCCCUCAUCCUAGCCAAAUCGAAAGGGUUUGAUGUCUUCAAUGCACUGGAUCUAAUGGAAAACAAGACUUUCUUGGAGAAGCUUAAGUUCGGCAUCGGUGAUGGAAAUUUACAGUAUUAUCUGUACAAUUGGAAGUGUCCCAGCAUGGGCUCCGAAAAGGUUGGGUUGGUACUGCAGUGACGUCCCUUUACACCUUGAACAAGUGUCACCAAUCGGCCAGGAGACGACACCAUCGCACUGGCCACCUGACAGAUGGACUGAUGACUUCCUGCUUCAGGAAAGGAAAACCCACUGCCCAUUUUUACUUUUUGACUUUUUGAACUUUGACCUGCACUGCCGCUGCCAGGCAGGGAGGCAGGGAGAGCCUUGCUGCUCUCCCUCCUCCCUCGACCACAUGGACCUUAAGCCAUUGUUACCAUCCCAAACAACUGUAUUUCAUCUGAGAGCUGUCUUGAUUCUACCAAACACGCAUACACAAGAACAGUUUGCACAGAUUACUGUACAUGAAACACUCGCUGUUGGCAUACCUACGAAACCUACAGUACAUGUAAAUAAUAUCAAACAUUACUUUGGAUUUUGCCCUAACGCAUACAGACUGGAACCUAAUGUUCUGUUUGAUUCCUACAUGUUGGAAGUGAUUUUUGCAAUUAAAAUAAAUCUGUCAUUAUUUAGAAAUAAAUAAUUAAAUCUAAAUGAUGAAAACAUAUUUUAAAGAGGAAACGGUUAAAAAUGUGUGGUAAUAAAUACCAAAAGUGGACACCAGACAAGAGCUUCUGUUAAAAUGUUUCUUGUCAUGCUUGACCCUGUCCUUUAAGAAGAAAAAAAUCAUGAUAGAUAAGAUGUUUAUGCCUUCUGGAGGUUAUUUUCCUCUGUAUUAACUUUCACGACCUCAGCAUACUGUACUAACAGACCCCUGAAACUGAGACUGAUAUCAGUGGACCAAGUCGGUUGAAUGCACUCUGAUGGGUUUACACAUGGCACGAGUCGGAUUUGUCAUGACGCAUCUGGAUUUUAACUGCCCCAGUUUCAAUGUCCACCCGUAAGGGCUCUCAGAUUUUGUCAAACGUUCCUAAAAAGUAAGAGCUUAGGUUGAAAUGAAAAGUGUUUGUGUGGGUGAUUUUAGGACUUUGACCUCAUUUGAUUGAGGGAAUCACACAAUCUUAGAAAUAGUCAUAAAGAUUUAGACGAUACAAUGCAAAGAUGCACACAUGAGCAAAACUGAAAGAUGUCAAGUUAAAUGCACAAAGCACGGACUGUGUUUAUUUCUUAGCUGCUAGGGAAUUGAUGAUGGCUUAAUAUCUCCAUUACCUAAAUUAUCCUUUUCAUGAGCUUUAUUUAGAAAGUUAAACACUCUUCAGAACGAGCGCUGCAGGUAACAUUACAGCAUUUGGGAGUGUGACACUGAUCUUGCAGGUGUUGUCAGUUUAAAGUCUGUGUGGAUUCAGAGUGGAUGUUGAAGCUGAAAAGCCGUCUGGACUUCCAGGACAUUGUGCAGAGUGGCGAUGACGACUGGGGACAUGCCCCGCUUACAGUGUUUCUGAUGUAAAAUGCAUGGUUCCAUUUGCAAACUGAUGUAAAAGAAGAAUGGGUCUCGUGGUGUUUUGAUGCAGGUAAAGAAUGUGGAGAUGCAGGUGAUUUUUUUUCUUCUUUCUUUGGAGCAAACAAAAUAAAAUCUAGAAGUUGCUGUGAG
Pseudoliparis swirei is the source of this 2983-nucleotide messenger RNA. RefSeq names its product N-myristoyltransferase 1a (gene nmt1a). Lineage: Eukaryota; Metazoa; Chordata; Actinopteri; Perciformes; Liparidae. The record is from RefSeq and is a predicted model, not a curated record. Gene Ontology annotation, cellular component: cytoplasm. Gene Ontology annotation, molecular function: glycylpeptide N-tetradecanoyltransferase activity. The transcript is spliced from 12 exons. The coding region runs from base 16 to 1473 and encodes 485 amino acids. Gene Ontology annotation, biological process: N-terminal peptidyl-glycine N-myristoylation.